CAAUCUCUCUUAUUGUCAUCUUCCAAAUUUUCGGACACACUCAACCACUAAUCCUCGUACCCCAUUUUCUCGUCAAAAUAUCGCUGCGCUGAUAUUUUACUUUUCUUUUUCACUCACUCACCUCUUCUUCUUCUCUUUGUUCGUCUUAGUAUAAUCACGUUCCAGAAGCGAUUUGUUUCGCUUGCUGCAAUCUUUGGAGGUGGAAAAAUGAAAAGCUAAAAGCAAAAACAAAAACCAAAAAUCUCCGUUUAGGUAUUUCAUUUCAUCCGGAAGUACUUCACAUAAGGUAGGAAGGAAAAGAUGUUUACAUGCAUAGCUUGUACGAAGCAAACGUCAGAUGAGAGGGAUGAAGAAGGAGGAGGGAGAGAGAGUGGCACGCCUAGUACUAAAGAAGCCGUCAAAAGCCUCACCACUCAGAUAAAGGAUAUGGCACUAAAGUUUUCAGGUGCAUACAAGCAAUGCAAACCAUGCACAGGAGGAGGAUCAAGUAGCUACAACAAGAAAGGACAGAGAGCAUAUCCUGAUUUUGACACAAUCUCAGAAGGGGUUCCAUACCCUUAUAUUGGAGGUGCAAGUUCAAGUUCAACACCUGCAUGGGACUUCACUUCAUCUAACUACCCUGGUGCAAGAUACACAGGGGACCGUACCCCUAGAGGACGUGAUUCUGCAUCAGUAUGUGAUGUUGUCUUAGAGGAUGAUGAUGAACCAAAGGAAUGGAUGGCACAGGUUGAACCAGGUGUCCACAUUACCUUUGUUUCUCUUCCUAAUGGUGGAAAUGAUCUCAAGAGAAUUCGCUUCAGCCGUGAGAUGUUCAAUAAAUGGCAAGCUCAAAAAUGGUGGGGAGAGAAUUACGACAGAAUAAUGGAACUUUACAACGUCCAAAGAUUUAAUCGACAAGCUCUCAAUACUCCUCCAAGGUCUGAGGCCGAUGAGCAAAGAGAUUCUACAUACUCAAGAUUAACAUCAGCAAGAGAAAGUCCUAUGGCAUCAAUAAAGGAUUGGACACCAAGGAGUCACUACAAACCAUCUAUGGAUCAUGGUGGUGGGGGACAACAGUUUCAAGCAGGGUCAUCAAUGGAACCAUCAAGGGCAACAACCUCAUCUAGGGAUGAACCUUCUAUUAGCAAUGCAAGUGAAAUGGAGUCAGAAUGGGUAGAGCAAGAUGAGCCUGGAGUUUACAUUACUAUCAGACAGUUAGCUGAUGGUACUAGAGAGCUUAGACGUGUCAGAUUCAGCCGGGAAAGAUUUGGAGAGGUAAAUGCAAAAACAUGGUGGGAAGAGAACAGAGAAAGAAUACAAGCUCAAUAUCUAUGAACUCUUAUUCCUUACAAAAAUCGAAUCCUUAAUUUUGUUCCCUAGAGAUUGCGGUUAAUCUAACUGCCAGAAAAAUGAGACACAAAGGAUGGAACUGUUAAAAAUUACACUAUCACAUGAUAGUGCAAAUCAGGGAUUUUAUUUUGUGGUCACCCUAUUUUUGCCAAAGAUUACUUGCUAUUGGUUUCGGAUGUCUAAUUUUUUUAUUCUUAUUUUCA
Molecule: messenger RNA, 1532 nt
Organism: Cicer arietinum (chickpea)
Lineage: Eukaryota; Viridiplantae; Streptophyta; Magnoliopsida; Fabales; Fabaceae
Product: protein BREVIS RADIX-like
Source: RefSeq, a predicted model, not a curated record